Xenopus laevis (African clawed frog) is the source of this 1646-nucleotide messenger RNA. RefSeq names its product centromere protein K L homeolog (gene cenpk.L). Gene Ontology annotation, cellular component: nucleus; chromosome, centromeric region. Lineage: Eukaryota; Metazoa; Chordata; Amphibia; Anura; Pipidae. Gene Ontology annotation, biological process: kinetochore assembly; mitotic sister chromatid segregation. The record is from RefSeq and is marked provisional.
GCGCGGGAUCGUGACAUCAGCGGACGGAGCGGGAGAACAACAGCCUGUCGCUAUGGACAAGCAAGAUGAACUUCUGAAAGAGGCAGAGACACUGGCUCGCUAUAUGUCAGGAUAUCAACAUGAGCUCCCACCCAAUAUAAGCAAAACAUCACCAGCUCCAGAGGAAGCCAGGGAAGAGUUGUUGCAACAGUGUGAAGCGAUAUGGAAACAAAUGGAAGAGUGCCAAAGCAAACUGACAAUGUCGGGACCAGAAACGCUGCCUGAGACAGAUGUGCAGCUGUACUUGCUGAUGAUGCAGGUGAAAGCCCUCACUGCUGAAUAUGAACAGUGGCAGAAGAGAACACCUGAAAUAAUAUCUGACAACCAAGAUGUUCUGCUAGCUGUGGGGAAAGAAGAGUUAGAGAAAAUAGCCCGAGAGCUUGAGAUGGUCCUUUCAUCAGUCCAAGCAAAGAACAAGAAAUUGAAGAAAGACCUGGAGAAAGAGCAAAACUGGUUGGAUGGUCAACAGAAAAUAGUUGAUGCUCUUACCUCCAGACAAGAUGAGCUGAAAAACCAACUUACUGCAUUUUCAGAGAAAAGGGUUUAUCAAGACAUUGCAGGUAAACUUUAUAAGGUGAGAGCUCACAAAGAGGAACUCUUAUCAGCACUGGGGGAUUUUCUAGAGGAGCAUUUUCCCCUUCCUCAAGAACAGGAGAACCAAAGUAAAAAGAAAAAGGGCCAAUCUGGGAAGAAAUCUGUCCAGCUGAUGACGUUACAUGAAAUUUUAGAGAUCCUCAUAAACAAACUGAUGACCACUCCACACGAUCCUUAUCUUGUCCUCGAACCACAUCACUGGCCUCCGUACAUUGAAAUGCUCCUGAGAUACGGCAUUGCCCUGAGACACCCAGAAGACCCAAAGAGAAUCCGUUUAGAAGCUUUUCAUCAGUGACUGACAACUGCACCACUCAUACGGGCAUUCCGUUUCCAUGACAAACGUUUUAGACCAAGUUGGUCCAAAUUAACGACGUUAUAUUUAAUGUCUAUUUAGGCAGUUUGUGCCUGAGCCAGUUGGGGGGGGGGGGGUGUUCCCUGGUUCAUGCUAGACUGUGACAGCCUGGAGUUCCCUCAGCCUAUCACAGCCUUGUAGUCCUUCAUUUCACUGUGCACUGGUCAAUGGACUCCAGGAGCAGAGAAAGUUGUUGAGCUCAGGUAGCAGUGGGAAGGGAACGGGACAUUAUAUCACAUGUUCAGGGGCCAGAUUAUUAUAAAACACAUUCGCAUGGAGAUGUUGAACAUGGGGCAUAAUAAUCUCAUGGAGACCUGUGGUCUCCACUUUGACAGCCCUGUUAUGUUUUGAGAAUAUUUUCAGCCGAGUUGAAUGAAGAAACAAGUGGUCACCAUAUGUACUCCAUUUGGUAGUCUCCAAUAGUAGUUGCCAUUUUUCCCACUGGACCCUUUCCACACCAACAAAGUAUUCUUCUGUCAUGUACCAGAAAAAUACAAGUUCAGCAUGAACAUCAUUCACCUGAGAAACCAUGAUACCUAGGGACAUUUCAAUUGCUAUUCCUGUUUGUAUAUAAUUAACUGCACUACUUUCCGCUUAGAAUUGUAAAUAUGCCAAAUACUUUUUGCCAUUAAAUCCCAUUUCUGAUUUUCCAGGGGAAAAA